Polyodon spathula (Mississippi paddlefish) is the source of this 4393-nucleotide messenger RNA. Its product is annotated as tyrosine-protein kinase receptor UFO-like. The record is from RefSeq and is a predicted model, not a curated record. Bases 87 to 2864 code for a protein of 925 amino acids. Gene Ontology annotation, biological process: positive regulation of phosphatidylinositol 3-kinase/protein kinase B signal transduction; nervous system development; protein phosphorylation. The transcript has 20 exons. Gene Ontology annotation, molecular function: transmembrane receptor protein tyrosine kinase activity; ATP binding; protein binding. Gene Ontology annotation, cellular component: signaling receptor complex. Lineage: Eukaryota; Metazoa; Chordata; Actinopteri; Acipenseriformes; Polyodontidae.
UGUCCUGGUUAUGUGGCGCUAACUGGGCAGUGGUCGCUGCUUUCAAUUUCUGGAAAACGAUUUUAAAAAACAAAGAGGAAUCAAACAUGGGAAGAGGCUUGGGAUACCUGGCGCUGGUGGGUCUUCUUCUCUGCGCUUGGAGUAAAACUCUCGCCCAGAAAGGCAGGCAGUUUGAGGAGAGCCCUGGAAAUGUGACCUCAUCGCUGGGGAAGCCUGUAAGACUCCGCUGUGGGAUCCGGGGUUUCGGGGAACCCCCUGAGAUCGGCUGGAGCAGGGAUGGAGAGCCCCUGGAAAUGUCCGACACCAACCAGAUGACCCUGCCCCUGGGGGUGGAGGAAGAGUGGCUGUCCAUCAGCGAGCUGCAGAUCUCGUCUGUCCAGCUGUCUGACAUGGGGGGGUACCGGUGUGUCCUGACUGAGGAGGGGGGAGAGCUCCUCUCUGAGGAGGGGUACCUGGAGCUGGAAGGGUUACCCCAUUUCUCCGAGGAGCCCCGGGACUUUGCCGUGGUGGCAAACAGGACCCUCAAUCUGAGCUGCCGAGCGCACGGCCCCCCGGAGCCAGUGAGGGUGAUCUGGCUGCAGGACGGGGCCCCCCUCAACAUGCUGCUCGACCCCGUCGCCCUGUCCCCCUCCACGCUCACUCUCAGAGGACUCAACAGCAGCAGCUCGUUCUCGUGUGAAGCUCACAACAAGAAAGGGGUGGCCACUUCCACGACGGGCACAGUCACAGUUAUCCCAGACAAGCCUCAGAAACUCAAGCUGUACUCAAGAACCAACCGGUCGCUAGAGAUCUCGUGGGAGCCCGGAUUCGGGGGGGUGUACCCCAUUACUGUGUACUCCAUGCAGGUCUCCGAGUUGAGCGGAGGCCCCGUGAUCUACAAACGGGACGUCAAGGCUCCGCCCCUGCGUCACGUGGUCCCGGGCCUGGCUCCGUUCACCAAAUACCGCGUCCGUCUGUCCUGCAGCAGCAGCGAGGGGGUUUCUGAUUGGACAGACUGGGUGACCAUGGCAACGCUGGAAGGAGUGCCGAGUCUCGCUCCCGCCAACAUCAGGGCAGAGUACAAUGGCAGCCUCGCUCUGGUGAAGUGGGAGGAGCCAGCGGGCCGGCUCAACGGAGUUCUGAGAGGAUACCGGCUGGCCUAUCAGAGCCAGGAAUCAGAAGAACUGAUGGAAGUCACAGGUAACGCCACGGAGAUGACCUUCAACCUCUCCCUUCCCUGGAGCAACCUCUCUGUGCGGGUGUGUGCAUACACCGGGGCGGGGCAGGGUCCCUGGAGCCCCCCCCUCAGCCUCUUCUCCCUCCAGCCAGAGAUGAGGGAGCUGCAGUCUGGAGGGUUGCCAGUGUCACCAGCUGUGUUUUCCUGGCACUGGUGGUACGUUGCUAUGGGUGUUGCCGUGGUGAUUGCCUGUGUGGUCAUGGUUGGCGUGUACAUCGCACGACUCCGCAAGAAAGAGACGCAAUACGGGGAAGCGUUCGAGCCGAUGAUGGAGAGAGGAGAGCUGGUGGUGCGCUACCGAGCGCGGCGGUCCUACAGCCGCAGAACCACAGAGGCCACGCUGAACACUCUGGGCAUCAGCGACGAACUCAAAGAGAAGCUGCAGGAUGUGAUGGUGGAUCGACACAGACUGACACUCGGAAAGACACUGGGAGAAGGGGAGUUCGGCUCUGUGAUGCAAGGGCAGCUGAGUCAGGAGGACUACGUCCUCAAAGUUGCCGUGAAGACCAUGAAAAUAGCUAUCUGCACACGCAGUGAGAUGGAGGAUUUUCUUCGGGAAGCUGCCUGCAUGAAGGAAUUUGAUCAUCCCAACGUCAUGAAACUGAUCGGCGUAUGUCUGCAGAAUGUGGAGAGUGAGGGGUACCCCUCCCCGGUGGUGAUCCUGCCCUUCAUGAAGCAUGGAGACCUGCACAGCUACCUGCUCUACUCCCGGCUCGGGGACAGCCCUGUGUACCUGCCUGUGCCGAUGCUCGUGAAGUUCAUGACGGACAUCGCCCGAGGGAUGGAGUAUCUCAGCAACAAGAACUUCAUUCACCGCGACCUCGCCGCCCGGAACUGCAUGUUGAAUGAGAACAUGACGGUGUGCGUGGCUGACUUCGGGCUCUCUAAGAAGAUCUACCACGGAGAUUACUACCGGCAGGGGCGGAUCUCCAAGAUGCCGGUGAAGUGGAUUGCCAUCGAGAGCCUGGCCGACCGGGUCUAUACGAGCAAGAGCGACGUGUGGUCGUUCGGGGUGACGAUGUGGGAAAUUGCUACCCGGGGUCAGACCCCAUACCCCGGCGUUGAGAACAGCGAGAUCUACGACUACCUGCGACAGGGGAACCGACUGAAGCAGCCCCCCGACUGCCUGGACUCCAUCUACGCCCUGAUGUUCUCCUGCUGGCUGCUGAGCCCCAAGGAGAGGCCCACGUUUGAGUCGCUGUGCGGCGAGCUCAACAAAGUCCUGGACGAGCUGCCCAGUCUCCAGGAAGGAGAGGAGAUCCUGUAUGUGAACAUGGAGGAGCCCGCCAGGGGGCCCCAGGGCCAGGGGGGGGACGAGGCCCCGGAGCUGGGGGCCGUGGGGGGCCAGGACCCCUCCGACUGCCUCAAGGGGCCCCCAUUCUCCCUCCUGGGCCCCCCACUCAAGGGGGGCUCCUCGGUCACCUCGGUGGAUGUGCACCACGGAUCGGGGAGGUAUGUGCUGUGCCCGGCCCAGCAGGAGAGCUCCAAGAUGCUGAGAGCAGAGUCUAGGGAGAGCCUGGGGCUGGGAGAGAGCAGAGAAGGGGGAGAGGGGGAAGAAGAAGCAGACGAGGAUCUCCGGCCACCCCCUUCCACGCCUCCACUGGGAGGCCACGCCAGCCGCUGCAAACCCAAAGCCCCAUGGCAGUGAUGGGCACUCAGCUGGUACCUGUGGAGCCUGAGCUGGUGUCAGAGCGGGUUGUGUGGCACAGCAACCCCUGAGAACUGUGUUAUCCUUUCAGGAGAACUGAUCGAUAGAUUUACUGGGACCAAUCGCUAGACCAGUAACUUCUCUGCUUUGCUUCUACAGCACAAUCACUGGGAUAGAACUGAUUGAUAUAUACUGGGACUGAUCGCUAGACCAGUAACUUCUCUGCUUUGAAAUACUAAAAGCAGCUCAGAAAAUGACAAACGUUUCAACUAGAGCUCUUUCUCAGUGCCUUCACUGCCGUCCCUUUUCUCAAGUCGCUGAGGCAACUGGUAACACAUAACUGGGACUGGCCAGACCAGUAACUUCACUGCUUUCCUUCCGCAGUUACUGGGAGAGAAUGGAUGGACAUGGACAACAUGGGACUGAUUACUAGACCAGUAACUUCAAUGACUGACAGAUUUCUGGGAUUGACCAACUGACCACAAACUCCACUACCUGGACAACAAACUCAGCAAAGGCAAAGACAAAUGUUUUGACGAGAAGUCCUUCUGAAUGCCUGCACUGUACGGGAGCUGGGACUGACCCGCUGACCAGUAUCUGAGUGACCAAACUCCUGUCCUUCACAAUCUCGACACAGACGAAGAUGUCAUUAGGAAUGGCCAAUAACUUGACCAGGUGGAUUCAUCUAUACUGGCAGUAGAUUCCAGUACAAAACACACAGAAAAUCAUCCAUAAAAAAAACGUCCAGACUCUCACAGCUCCCCAGUACUAUCCCACUGUAAAACCAGUACAGUCCCCUAUACCGUAUCCCAGUAGCAGGGUUUGAAACAAGACUCCCACUGCAUAGCAGAUUGAUCCAUUCCUGGUUUCACUAUGAGCUUAAUGUUAAGACACAUCUGAGUUUGGGUUCAGAUCAGGGUUAUGUAGCUGGGUUCAGAUCAGGGUUCGGUAGCUGGGUUCAGAUCAGGGUUAGGUAGCUGGGUUCAGAUCAGGGUUCGGUAGCUGGGUUCAGAUCAGGGUUCGGUAGCUGGGUUCAGAUCAGGGUUAGGUUGCUGGGUUCAGAUCAGGGUUAGGUAGCUGGGUUCAGAUCAGGGUUCGGUAGCUGGGUUCAGAUCAGGGUUCGGUAGCUGGGUUCAGAUCAGGGUUAGGUAGCUGGGUUCAGAUCAGGGUUAGGUAGCUGGGUUCAGAUCAGGGUUAGGUUGCUGGGUUCAGAUCAGGGUUCGGUAGCUGGGUUCAGAUCAGGGUUAGGUAGCUGGGUUCAGAUCAGGGUUAGGUAGCUGGGUUCAGAUCAGGGUUCGGUAGCUGGGUUCAGAUCAGGGUUCGGUAGCUGGGUUCAGAUCAGGGUUCGGUAGCUGGGUUCAGAUCAGGGUUCGGUAGCUGGGUUCAGAUCAGGGUUCGGGUUCCCUUUGUCACUGCCAGACACAUGGUACUAGAGUCUAAGAAGCUCACAAGCUUCUUUGUUCUCUCUAUCCAGAUCUUAAUUACAAAAAAUAUAUAUAUAUAUAAUAAUUAUUAAGCACAGUAUUAAU